AAGGAGCAGUACGCCAGUCCGUACGUGUACGCCGGGAACUCUCCUGUUUCGCUCGUUGAUCCGGAUGGCGAAUUUGCCUUCGCAUUGGCUAUAUUCGUCAUGGCUAUAGUUGGAGCAUAUAUCGGAGCGUCUGCGGCCAAUAAUUCCUGGAAUCCUUUAAAAUGGGAUUGGAAAUCGUCGUCGACUUGGUUGGGAAUGCUUACUGGAGCCAUUACUGGAGCAUCUAUACCGUUCAAUCUGGCUAGUUCCGUUGCAUUCUUCGUCGGGUUGGGGUUGUCAUUGGGUGCGUCGAUUGGGAUCAUGAUCGGAGCAGGUAUCACCUUCGCCUACUUCACAAUUGCAGCGUCUAGUGGCACAUGGGAUCCUACUCAGUUUGAUUUUACAAGUCCUAGCACCUGGAAUGCACUGAUGAACGGUGUAGCAACUUCGUCCUGGAUUCUAAUGAAUCCUUCAUCGUUGAUCACCUCUUUCGCAUCACUAACGACAGUGGUAGCUAAGGCAAUAUUUUUCGUCUCCAAGUUGGUACUGAGUCUUGGCUUCACAUACCUUUUUGCCGCCAUGAGUCAGGGCGGUGAGUUUGACGUCACCAAAUGGGACUUCUCCGAUCCACAGCUGUACAUGAGCAUUGUGGAUGGGUUUACUACAGCCACCGUUGGUGUGCUGUUUGUUCGUAACCUACCCAAGCAGAUUAGCAAAUGGGGCGGUAAAAUUAAACGCUCAUUCGACUUAAUUGCUACAAAUGCGGCCGCUUUCCGAACUCAGUUGUUACUCGGACAGGAUUGGGCUUCCAAGAUUGUAGCCACGAAAAAUUUUCUCGCCGUAAACUUCCGCAACACACGAUCACUACAGAAAGGAUUUCUAACUGUGGGUUUCUACGCGCUGAUCGUAGGGCUACGAUUUUCUGGAGUUUCGACUAGUGUCAUUCCUGCGUACAGUGCAGUAGAAUCGACCAUCAAUGUUGUUUUCACAGCGGAACAAUUUUCCGAUGCUAUAGUAAAACCAUUUCCUAAAGAGACGGCCAAAAUACUAAUGCCCAAAAGGCCGGCGAUAGGGCGUAUUGCAAGUUUUCGCUUCAGAUCGACGGAUAUCUCUUUUGACGAAGCUAUCACA
Anopheles bellator is the source of this 1110-nucleotide messenger RNA. RefSeq lists its product as uncharacterized. NCBI's taxonomy places the organism in Eukaryota, Metazoa, Arthropoda, Insecta, Diptera, Culicidae. The annotation marks the transcript as partial. The transcript has a single exon. The record is from RefSeq and is a predicted model, not a curated record.